Molecule: messenger RNA, 1209 nt
Organism: Alternaria metachromatica
Lineage: Eukaryota; Fungi; Ascomycota; Dothideomycetes; Pleosporales; Pleosporaceae
Exons: 1
Coding region: 1-1209 (402 amino acids)
Source: RefSeq, a predicted model, not a curated record
AUGUCUACUCCUGGUCGCAUCGUAGAGUGGACCGCGAGCGACGGACGAAAAGGCAGGCUCACAGGCACCGGCAAACCACGACUCACUGCAGCCAGCCUUGCGAAGGUACCUUCUGAACAGCGGCCGGCAAAGGAGCUAGCAGGCGCGAAAGGCACCCCGAAGAAACCAGCUUCGACCAAGCCCGCCGCCAAUGGGGACGACCCUUGGGCUGGUAAUGGGUGGGGUGACGCCAAUGCAAAGAGCGAAUCGAAGAAGUCGAGCUCGAAGAAGGCCUCAAGUAACAAAGGGGAUGCAUGGGUCGUACAGGAAUCGGGCAAUGACACAAGCGAUCCGCUCGCAGCCACCUGGGGCACUACCCCAGAUGCUACAGGUGGCGACGACAACAAAGAGAAGAAAGAUGACCCCGCAGAUGCUUGGAACACACCGACUGUCCCAGAGAACAACAUAGCCCCACAAGAUGAUAGCAAGAAGGACGACGAGUCCAAUGAAUGGACAAAAGAGCAAGACGAGAAGCUGAUGCAGAUGAAGGAUGAUACAAAGAUUACCUGGGCUAAGAUAGUCGAAGAAUUUGGUAAAGCUGAGCAUGAAUGCAAACGCCGCUUCAAGGAUAUCAAGCCGAAGGAUUGGAAACCAAGUGGGGCCAAACAGGGAGGUGAAAACAAGAAGGGGAAGAAGGGGAAGAAAGCAGAUCAGAACGAUGGAAACAACAAGGAUGAUAAGAAGAAAGAAGAGAAGAAGGAGGAGGAAACGGGGGAUGAUGGCGGUUUCUUUGGUCUCACGUUUGGAGAAGAUACUGGUAACAGCAAAGACGAGUCUGGUGACAAGAACGAUUCUGGGGACAAAGCACCCGAUACAUGGGGCGGUACCGGAGAUGCGAAAGCUUCAGCGCAGAAAGCCUCUUCAAACAAAGUGCCUCCGCGAGCGCCCCCUCAACCCAAAGCUAGCAACGGCAACAACAACAACAACAAUACCCGACCCAUCGCCGCUCGUCCUCUCGAACUCGAAGUAAAACCCGACGAUACUUUCUCCGCCGAUGACUUGCGUCUAGUCGCUCGCAUCUUACAACAAGAUUGCUCGAUGGUAUGGAGUAGGGUCAGCUGGCGAUUCAGAGACAAGACAGGCAGGACGCUCCAUCCUGAUGAGUUUGAGAAGAAGAUCACUGGGCGUCUUGAGGGUAAGGGCAGCGAGAAUGGUGAACGAAGGCGGUAG